Pleuronectes platessa (European plaice) is the source of this 636-nucleotide messenger RNA. It is a transcript of the gene dharma, whose product is annotated as dharma. NCBI's taxonomy places the organism in Eukaryota, Metazoa, Chordata, Actinopteri, Pleuronectiformes, Pleuronectidae. Gene Ontology annotation, molecular function: RNA polymerase II cis-regulatory region sequence-specific DNA binding; DNA-binding transcription factor activity, RNA polymerase II-specific. The coding region runs from base 1 to 636 and encodes 211 amino acids. The transcript is spliced from 3 exons. Gene Ontology annotation, cellular component: nucleus. Gene Ontology annotation, biological process: regulation of transcription by RNA polymerase II. The record is from RefSeq and is a predicted model, not a curated record.
AUGGAGGGAAGCACAGUGUCCGACUUCAGCAUCGAGCGCAUCCUGUCCCCGCAGUUCGGACGCAGACCUCCGGCCAAGGACUUCUCUCCGGGCCGGUUCUCUCCGGACCGGUUCUCUCCGGGCCGAUUCUCUCCGGGCCGGUUCCUCCAGCAGGUCGCGGUCGAGGGCCUGUGUCCGUGCCCCGGGUGCCUGCGGCCUCCAGCCCCGGUCCCGGUCCCGGUCCCGGUCCCGGCCUCCAGCUGCUUGCAGUUCGGGGGGAUGAGCUUCGGGGACACGUGUUAUUACGGAUCUGGGAUCAGCAGAUUCUAUCCCAGCUCCGGGAUGUGGGUCCACGUCAGCAGCAGAGAGUCCGGAGUGGAUGCUCAGCUGUCGCCUGGUUACCACGGGCACGCUCACUCCAGCGUGCCCGCGCUGCAGCCGCCGCGCCAGAAGGCCCGGAUGAGGACUGUGUUCACCGAUACUCAGAGCAAACACCUGGAGGCGCUGUUCCACAUCACCGACUACCCGGCGGUGGAGGCGCGCGCCGGGGUGGCGAGGAGCACUGGCCUGAGCGAGGAGACGAUCAGGGUUUGGUUUAAGAACCGAAGAGCCCGGAGGAAGAGGCAACACAGCGGGUCAAAGGUCAAAUCCUCUUAA